Messenger RNA from Anthostomella pinea, 441 nucleotides. The record is from the annotation of a GenBank genome assembly. NCBI's taxonomy places the organism in Eukaryota, Fungi, Ascomycota, Sordariomycetes, Xylariales, Xylariaceae.
AUGAGCACUGCGGAUGAACGAUCAAGCCAAGCUGCUCUCGCCGACUUCGUGAUCUGGAAGACGCACACCACCCACGAUAUCGGCAGCAACCAAGACGCCUACGGCUUCAGCAACACGGAGCAGCUCGACUGCGACUAUGUCGAUAAGCACAUGAAGGAGCAGCCCGCGCACGACGACAUCAGCCAGUGGUGGGGAGUCCGGUGCAAGGGCUGCAACGAGCACCACCCCACCGUGAUCGAAUGGCACAACGAGAUGGGCCAUUUCACGGCGUAUGAGAACCGCGGCUGGGCGAUGGUGGACACCUCCGACAAUGUCAAGGGCCACUGUGGACGUCCCGAUGGGAUUGAGACUUAUGACUGCAACUUUUUCGGCGCUACGACUCACCUGGAGCUCAUGAUCCGCUGCGACAACGACUACAACUCCGACCCUAUCAACGACUAG